CUUUUUUUAGAAGAAAUAACCCUCACCGGAAAAAAAAAAAUUGAAGCUUUUACUUGAUGAUGACGAUGAUAUCUCUUCACCUCUCUACUCAACCCUUAGCUUUUCUCAAAUCUGAUUCCAAUUCCAGAUUUUUCAGCAACCCUAAUCCUAAUUCUCACCAAUUCACCCCAAAAUCCCACCUUGUUUCUUGCCGCCGUCUCAAUUUCAACACUGGACCAACAAAUUUCCCCCGUGGAACCUACCGGAGAAGUAUCAGCUGCAAUGGAAUUAAAGAUUCAGGUGAGACAACGAAGUCUGCGCCGUCUUUAGACUCCGGCGGCGGCGGUGGAGGUGGAGGAGACGGCGGAGACAGUGGUGAUGAUGGUGAAGGUGAAGUGGAGGAAAAAAACAGGCUUUUACCGGAAUGGCUUGAUUUCACGUCUGAUGAUGCGAAGACUGUGUUCGUGGCUAUUGCUGUGUCCUUGGCGUUUCGAUCUUUUAUCGCUGAACCUAGAUACAUUCCUUCCUUGUCCAUGUAUCCUACUUUUGAUGUUGGAGACAGAUUGGUUGCAGAGAAGGUGAGUUAUUAUUUCAGGAAGCCUUGUGCAAACGAUAUUGUAAUCUUCAAAAGUCCACCAGUUCUACAGGAAGUUGGGUAUACUGAUGCGGAUGUAUUCAUUAAACGGAUUGUUGCGAAAGAAGGCGACGUUGUAGAGGUACAUAAUGGGAAACUGAUGGUUAAUGGUGUUGCUAGAAAUGAAAAAUUCAUCUUAGAGCCUCCUGGUUAUGAAAUGACACCAAUUAGGGUACCGGAAAACUCAGUCUUUGUGAUGGGUGACAACCGGAAUAACAGUUAUGAUUCACACGUCUGGGGUCCUCUGCCUUUGAAGAAUAUUAUUGGGCGGUCAGUUUUUCGGUAUUGGCCACCAAACAGAGUAAACGGGACAGUGCUAGAAGGUGGUUGUGCUGUGGAUAAGCAAUAGAGAAUUGAGACCUUUUGAUUUUUCCUUUCAAACACUUGUGCAGAUAAAACGAAAACCAUGUACCAUUCUAUGAAGGAAAAAAUUGCUCAUUUGAAUAAAAAUUUGCAAAUUUGCAAUGGAAAAA
Capsella rubella is the source of this 1086-nucleotide messenger RNA. Its product is annotated as chloroplast processing peptidase. Gene Ontology annotation, cellular component: chloroplast thylakoid membrane. The transcript is spliced from 5 exons. Gene Ontology annotation, biological process: thylakoid membrane organization. Gene Ontology annotation, molecular function: serine-type endopeptidase activity. The coding region runs from base 57 to 962 and encodes 301 amino acids. The record is from RefSeq and is a predicted model, not a curated record. NCBI's taxonomy places the organism in Eukaryota, Viridiplantae, Streptophyta, Magnoliopsida, Brassicales, Brassicaceae.